Messenger RNA from Ectocarpus siliculosus, 1959 nucleotides. Lineage: Eukaryota; Phaeophyceae; Ectocarpales; Ectocarpaceae. The record is from the annotation of a GenBank genome assembly.
AUGAAGCGCGACACGCUUGUAAGGGCGUCACGCACAAGGUCAGGGUCAGCUUCGCCCUGUCCCUGGUCCACCGGCAAAGGGAGCUGCUUUAACCUCGACGUCCUGAGCGACUCGGACCGGGGUACUGACGACGGUCGCUCCUAUAGCUCGGACAGCUCAUCAAGCGAUGAGGGCGACGGCGCCCAGGAGGACAGCGACAAGGAGGUGACCGAGGAGGAGGACAGCGACGUGGAGGAGGUCGACGAGGAGGAUUCGAGCGGCGGUAGCAUGUCGCGGAAGUCCGGGGCAAGGAAGGGGGCGACACGUACUUCCGCCGGUAGGCCUGCAGCCGCAUCCGCGAGGAAAGCGAGCAAGCAUCCCGGCGCGGCCGCAGACAUCUUGAAUCUCGCGGAGGAUGGCCCUGCAGGGCGCCCUGCUCAGGGAAGCUCUUCUAAGAGCGCCGCAGCAGCAAACAAACAUCCCACCUCAAAGCGCGCUGGAGCAGCCGGUGCGCCAGUGGAUCUGGCUUCAGACAACAGCAAGAAGAAAGAGGGCAGCGCCGACGGGGGAAAGGGCAAGAAAGGCAAGGCCGACGGGGGCAAGGGCAAGAAAGGCAAGGGCGACGGGAGCAAGGCCAAGAAAGGCAAGGGCAAAGCGGCCAAGGACAAGGGGGACAAGGGGCAAAUGCAUGCACGGCUGACCGAGAGCCGUGAGGAUAAAGCAACGCUAGAUGCAAUAGCGAAGCGGACUUCGCGCGAGGCCGAGGAGGAGAGGCAGACGGCCUACAAAGCGUCUCUCGAGGCGGAGCGGGUCAGGGGGAGCCGGGCAAAGGCUCUCGAGGCCCGGGCCCACAAAGGGAUCGAGCCACAUUUCCAAGACGCGUACGGCGAAGAAAUGUUCACCAACCAACGCCAAGGAAUGGUUGACCCCGUCGUCGACUGUCACCGCGACGUUCUCCAAAACGAUGUCCCCCCCACGGCCUCUUCCCCGUCGACAGGAGCCUUUCCUGGAAAAGUGGUCGUCCUGGCUGGAGAUACGAGACAACUGCCACCCGUCGUACCAAAUGGAGGCGAAGCCGAGACCACCGCGGCAUCCGUGCUGUCGAGCGCAUACUACCGCGACAACGUGGAAAUAUUUCAUCUCAGCAAAACAAUGCGCAACAAGGACGACCCCCGAUACUCUAAAAUGGUCGAUGACAUAGGUGAUGGCGUUUCUGAUAUUGAUGAAGCCGGGUUGAUAACUAUUACUGGCGUGCGGACUGAAGAAGCUUUGGAUGUCGCCAUCGAUUUCGUUUUUCCUGAUGACGUCCUCCAAAAUCCCUCUGCUUGUGCCAAGCGCGGCAUCAUUUCUACCCACAAUGAUUCCGUCGCUCGUGUCAAUGCGGCCGUAUUGGCGAGAGUGAAUGGUGAAACGUACACCUUGCAAGGUAGAACGAUGCUCGAUCACAAGCACCUCGACCCAGACGUCGAUGAUUUCUUCCGUAUGUCUCAGUUUUUGAACCAGAUGGAGCACAGCGGCGUCCCGUCACACGACAUCAACCUCAACGUAGGGGUCGUCGUAAUGCUUUGCAGGAAUUUGUCCAUAGAUGACUGCCUCACGAAUGGCACGAAAGUUGUUGUUGUCGCGAUUCAACCCUUUACGUUAAAACUUCAGACAUUGGACCACGGUAAAAUGUUCUGGUUGCCACGUAUCGCAUUCAAUUUUGUGACGGAUCAGGGGGUAGCGGUCAAGCGCGUCCAGUUUCCCGUACGUUUGUGCUUCUGUUUGACGGUGCAUCGGGCGCAAGGACAAACGUUGGACAAAACUUGUAUUGACCUCACGCGUCACCCCUUCGCGCACGGGCAUUUGUAUGUCGGCCUGUCUCGAGUACGCAAGUCUGACGAUAUCAUCAUCCUCACUACUAGUGACAGGAUCGACGGUGAUGUCUUUGCGAAAGUUCACAACGUGGUUUUCAAGAGUUUGCUAGCGGAAGCAGAUUAG